AUGAGAAUUGCAAAACAAUACCAAAUCUUAAGUUCUCUUAAGAAGAAAAAGAAGGCAAUAGUUAAGAAUGCAAGAAAAUUGUUCAGAUACCACGUAGCAACAAAAGAAAUCAAUUUCAGAAAAAUGAGACAUAAUAUCAGGAUGCAGACACAUUUAGAUCCAUUAAUUAGGGCCAAACUUGAGAAAGAUCUUGAUAAAAAGAUCACCGAUGCUCUGAAAUACCAUAAAACUAAAGUAAUUUUUAAUCCAAACGGAUUAUUAACAAAAGCGAUCAGUAGAGAGAAAAUACCGAAUGAUAUAAAGAUGCAAAGGCUUAAGAAGCGAUUAGAGUUCUUAGAAGAGUUCAAAGCAUGCGAAAACAGAGGAUUAUCUUUUGAAAAACAAUUGAAGCAAGAAAUCAAGUCACAACAUAAUGGAGAUGAUAGUUUACCAACUAAUUCGGCUUACGAUGAUCUUCUUGGCCUUGGAGCUCCAAGAAGAAGGGAAAUUAAAAAGAUUCCAAAGAGAAAAAGGAGUUCUCAAGUUAUUGAAGCUCCUCUUAAUCUUCUUGAUCCAAACUUGGCACAGCCAGACCAAACACAGCAGAUUCAAGACCUUGCAUCAGAAGUUUUGAAAGGAUUUACAGAAUUUUCACAAGCAUUGGAAAAUCAAGCACCUUCAGUUCAACUUGGUCCCAUUCCAAGGCGUUCGGAGAGGUCACACAGCUUUGUUCAAGGAAAACAUAAUUCAUUGGACUCAAAAAUCGAACAUCAUGUACAAAGGAAAUGUCCUCUGCCUUCUGUACCUCAAAUAAAUACAAAUACUGUCUCAAAUUCGGAUAGUUUGUCAUCAACUUCAUCAUAUGUCAGUAGUGAUCAGUUUGUUAAUGAUUUCCUCAAUAGCCCUAGGCCAGAAAUCAAGAGAAGAAGAAAACGAUUAUCGAGUAUCUCUUUGGAAUCUCCUCCACCCGACAUCCUCACAUAG
Molecule: messenger RNA, 963 nt
Organism: Trichomonas vaginalis G3
Lineage: Eukaryota; Parabasalia; Trichomonadida; Trichomonadidae
Exons: 1
Coding region: 1-963 (320 amino acids)
Source: RefSeq, a predicted model, not a curated record